AUGCACACCCCAACCAUCCUCCUCAUCGCGGCCGCAGCCAGCGCCGCCGUCGCCGCGCCCGUCACCACCAUCAAGCCUACCGACUCAACCAACCCUACCAACCCUACCAACAAGAUCAACCUUAACGCCCCCAUUGCCAAGGCACUUGCCUCCGCCGGCAUGGUCGACACAGAAGGCCACUGCAUGCACCCUCUGCACGACGGCCUCGCGUACCCACCGCGUGCCGCACUCUAUGCUGCUGACGCCGCCGCUGCUGACUUUGCUGCCGCUUCCGUCGUCGCUGCCGCCGCUGAGGAAGAAGAAGAGACCCAAGAGCAGUACAACAAGAAGCUCGUCAAGAUGGACAAGGCGCGUGAGCACGGUGUUGUCUGCACUGUUUUGUAG
This is a messenger RNA of Alternaria novae-zelandiae, 384 nucleotides long. RefSeq lists its product as uncharacterized. The record is from RefSeq and is a predicted model, not a curated record. NCBI's taxonomy places the organism in Eukaryota, Fungi, Ascomycota, Dothideomycetes, Pleosporales, Pleosporaceae. The transcript has a single exon. Bases 1 to 384 code for a protein of 127 amino acids.